ACCACAUGGAGCAGAAGAAGGAGCAGAGUUUCCCAUACAAUACUAAAUCCCCCAAAAAACAUGAACACCACCAUACUCAUGACCACCCACUUCCUCCUCUUCCAACUCUCGCUCAUCUCCUUCUUCUUCCUCUUCCACCCAACCCCCACCGUCGGAUCCCCGUCCAACGACACAUACUUCAUACGUACAAGCUGCGGCACCACGUUGUACCCUGACGUCUGCUAUACCUCCCUUUCCCGCUAUGCCAGCGCCGUCCAGAACAACCCGGCUCAUCUCGCUAAGGUUGCCAUCGGCGUCAGCCUCGCCAGGGCCCGGCGCUUAGCCGAUUACUUCUCCAACAUCUCCCGCCAAGCUGACUACGGCGCCGACCCGCGCGCCCCACCCGCCCUCCACGACUGCUUAUCCACCAUCGGCGAAGCCGUAGACCAGAUUCGUGACUCGCUCAAGCAGAUGCGCGAGCUCGGUUCCACCAGCAGCGGGUCGUCGUCGUUCCGGUUCCAGAUGAGCAACGUGCAGACGUGGAUGAGCGCCGCACUUACGUAUGAGGAGACCUGUACGGACGGAUUUUAUAACGUGGCGGACGGGCCUUUGAAGACCGACGUGUUGAAACGGGUGGAGGAUGUGAAGAAGGUAACCAGCAAUGCGCUGGCGUUGGUUAACAGAGUUGCUGAGAAGGGGGUGCUGUGAUCAAAUUCGAGCCUCCGUCUCUGGUUUUAGUAGGUUUUCGACCGUUGGAAUUUGUAAUUAGUAAAUUGGUUAAUUUGCAUUUUACCGUUUGUAAUUUGUACGUAUUUUCUCUCUGAAUUGUGUGGAUUUCAGCAACAUAAAGAUUAAAAAAGCAAAAUGAAGAUGUAAUUUCAAUUA
Pyrus x bretschneideri (Chinese white pear) is the source of this 864-nucleotide messenger RNA. RefSeq names its product 21 kDa protein-like. The record is from RefSeq and is a predicted model, not a curated record. NCBI's taxonomy places the organism in Eukaryota, Viridiplantae, Streptophyta, Magnoliopsida, Rosales, Rosaceae. The transcript has a single exon. Gene Ontology annotation, biological process: negative regulation of catalytic activity. Gene Ontology annotation, molecular function: enzyme inhibitor activity. The coding region runs from base 61 to 687 and encodes 208 amino acids.